Messenger RNA from Porites lobata, 2727 nucleotides. The record is from the annotation of a GenBank genome assembly. Lineage: Eukaryota; Metazoa; Cnidaria; Anthozoa; Scleractinia; Poritidae.
UUCUUCGACAGUCAUGGUUAGCGACGAGUUUCGUAUAAAACAUUUUUCUCUGCGGCAUUCAGCUCAACGUGAGUUUACAAGCUCCAAGGUAAGUGUAAACUACUGUAGGCUAUAAACAGUCCAACCUUUUGACGAGGGGUGGGGAUUAAGAUUGCAUUUCAUUUCUUCAAACGGAGGGAACCGUCAUGUCUGCUGGUCAAGACAUGAUAAUAAACGAGCUCCCAGUAAGCUGGAGCCUUUAGUAGAGAAGGAGUAAUUUCGAAACUUCAGAAUUCUUAUAAGAAACUGCUUUCGUGACGACCACUAUUCAGCUGACAAUUCGCGGAAGCCAAUGGUAAGACUGCCAACUCGACAAAGAGUAAUCAGUAGUUAACAAUUUCAGUGAACUAGAUACAAGUAAACAAAUGCAGCCGUGUGAUAUAUUUUGCACUAAAAAGUUGCAAGUUUAAUCAUCCAAUACAGGCCCACCAAAGCCGGAUGUGACGGCAAAGAAAGUGAAAGAUUGUCAUCAUAGCACUCUGACCCCUAUGUUAAUGUUAGAGACAGUUCAACAUUACGGCUUCAACUAGCGAAUCAUUGUGGGAGGGGGGCGGUGUCCGAAAAAAUUUUUUUCGGCCCUUCGGGCCUUCGUUUGUUAAAAAUAAGGGGCCCCCCUCCCCUGUAUCCGCCACUGCAUGGUUAAAACCAACCGUUAAGGUUUCCUCGAUCGAUUGUUUUUUUCUCAGUAAUAUUAUAGCUCAUAUAAUAUAUUUGAUCACGAGAUCAACAGGAUAUUGUUUCUGGACCAUGAGUCUUUCCCACUUGACCUUUUUAGAAUUCCUGACCAACCCGACUCCAACAAGUCUCAUUACGGAAUAUUUAACCAUCGGCCGAAUGGGCUAUUGCCUCAGAGGCCAAUACAGGCCAUGAGGGCGAGAGGAAUAAUUGUUUUAGUAAAAUCCAACUAGUUGGUCAAAAAUAAAAUGGAUUUUAAUCCUUUUCUGCCGCCAAAAGCCCGCGUUUUCACUACUAGUGGGCUAUUCCUGAAGCCUAGACUCAACCAAUCAGAACGUACUUGGACCACUUUUCUAAAAACACAUAAUCCGUAGUUGUCAUGGAUUUCACGUUGGGUAACUUGUGGAACUUGCAUUCUGGAAUCCAAAGCCAAGGAUCCCGGAUUCCACGAGCAGUAAUUUCUUGAAUUCUGAAAUUAUAGCAAGGGGGAAAGAUAGCGCGUUUGAAACUGAAUGAAAGAUGUUCAGCACUAUAUAAUGUCCUUUUCCUCACCUGGGCCUCAAAGCAAACGAGAGGCUAAUGCACUACGACCCUAUGAAAUCCCACAACUUGCUUGUACGUCAAGUUAACUGGCCAUGUGGUGUAACCGCACCACUUAUUUCAGAUAAUUGAACUGCUUAUGUUCAUCAGACCCAUAAACCCAAUGGGACGAGUAAGCCACGAUGUUAGCACGUAGUUCUUGCAGCUUGCAUUCGAAUGCUCCCGCGAAACUACAAUUCGUGAAAUUAGAACAUAUCAACUGACUUUGGUCAACUGGUAUCUCACAAGGGGACCAAAGAAGAAGAAUUAGGCUGGAAUAUCGAAGGCUUGAGUCAUGCCUUUUGAAAAAAUCAUUUUGGGUGAAAGUUUUUAAAUACUAACGUUGACAUGUUGUGCUCGACGUCCUUUUCCCUCUCCUUUCACCGUUGGCCUCAAAAUUGGACAAAUCCACUUAAACCUAUCACUAAACAACAUUACAGGGAGAAAUGGAGGUAAAACAGUUGUGCGGUGACCCAAAUUAGGUGUCCUUGAUUGUAGCCUUCGAUCACUAAGUCCUUUCCUAUAUCUCAUGUUAUAGAACGCCUGACAAAACGUUAGCCAGAAACCGUCAGUAUUUGAAGUAUUCAUGGAAGCUCUGUUCUCACAAAUUUGUCUGCCUUUUUCUAGUGGCUGGCUAUGCCUGUUUUUGUGGUGUAUCGCCUGAUGAUCGCGGCAUACAAUCUAACGUGGCUUAUCUACAAUAUAUACCUGAAAGGAGCUAAGCUGUUUAUUUACAUCUCAAACUGGAGUUAUACACUCUUUGUUGUCUACUUUACUAUUGCAACCAUUCUUUCCUGCAUUGAAAAGUGUAACGAUCUGAAAAAGGAACUAGACAGUGCUUCUGGUGAAAGCGAUAAAGAAACGCCAGAAGAUGGGAUAGAAAUGAAGAUCUAUGACGUGGAUGAUGACCCAGUAACGACCGACGGAGAGAGAGACGCUUUGGGAUUUGGACAUAAACUACUUUGGUUUCUUCAUACAAUCUCUGCUACUGGAGGUUUGUGGGUGACCGUGGGGUACUGGGGCGUACCUUUCGAGGAUGGGAAAGUAGACGCUGAUAACCUCACAAAGGAAGUGUUUAGUUCUGUGUUUGUGUUAAUGGACACGUGUCUCAGCUUGAUUCCAGUGCGUGUUGUUCAUUUUGUGUAUGCACUCCUGUACCUUGCUGUGUAUCUUCUUUUCUCCGUGGUUUAUUGGAAGCUGGGCGGAACCAACACCGAAGGAAAACCUUACAUCUACAAAGUCCUGAAUUACGACGACUUCAAAGCCAUUACUGGAGUUGUUUUAGUGGUUCUACUGAUAGUGGGUGUACCUCUAUUGCAUCUAUUUGUGUUUGGCAUCACCAAGUUUCGAGAUUAUCUUCAUAAAAAGUAUCAUGAGAGAAAAAAGCCAUAUAGUGGCAUAUACAGGAUGAUAUCGAUUAUAGGAGACAAUUGA